This is a messenger RNA of Homarus americanus (American lobster), 1563 nucleotides long. It is a transcript of the gene ND-39, whose product is annotated as NADH dehydrogenase [ubiquinone] 1 alpha subcomplex subunit 9, mitochondrial-like. The transcript has 8 exons. The record is from RefSeq and is a predicted model, not a curated record. Gene Ontology annotation, cellular component: mitochondrion. The coding region runs from base 73 to 1266 and encodes 397 amino acids. Gene Ontology annotation, molecular function: protein-containing complex binding. NCBI's taxonomy places the organism in Eukaryota, Metazoa, Arthropoda, Malacostraca, Decapoda, Nephropidae.
AUAUAAAGUUGUAUUUGAUGUAAAUGUUUCUUGGUUCAAGGAAGGCCGCCAGGAGGCUGCAGGACGGUCGUGAUGGCUCUGCAGAAAAACAUUAUAUGGAUGGGAUGUGGUCUUGGUGUGCGGGCCGGAGCUUUAUCUGCAGUACAGCAGCGCUACUCAUCAUCUGAUGCAAGAUUCUUGACCAAUCCCAACCUCUCUGCUGUUAAGAGAGGGCGUGGAGGACGUUCUUCCUUCUCUGGUAAUGUGGCAACUGUAUUUGGUGCUUCAGGCUUUCUAGGACGCUAUGUGUGCAACCGCCUUGGGAAGACUGGAACACAGAUUAUUAUCCCCUACCGUGGCGACCACUAUGAUGUGCUGCGGCUGAAGCUGGUGGGGGACUUGGGCCAGGUGCUCUUCAUGCCUUACCACCUGUGUGAUGAAGAUGCCAUACGAAAGGCCGUCAAGCAUUCCAAUAUUGUCAUAAAUUUAGUUGGACGAGAUUGGGAAACCAUGAAUUUUUCCUUUGAACAAGUUAAUGUGGAAGGUGCUCAACGCUUAGCCCAAAUCAGUAAGGAGAUGGGGGUCGAGAGGUUCAUCCACUUGUCUGCACUAAACUCCAAUGUUGAGCAUGAGGGUUUCUUGAUGAAAGGUGGCUCAAAGUUCUUGAAAACUAAAGGUCUCGGCGAGCAGGCUGUGUUGGAUGCUUUCCCAGAAGCUACUGUUUUCCGCCCUAGUGAUGUGUAUGGCCAAGAAGAUCGGUUCUUAAGGUAUUAUGCUGGAUUAUGGCGACAUCAAGGCCGUAUCAUGCCACUGCCCAAGGCUGGCAAGGAUGUUUGGAAGCAGCCAGUUUAUGUUGGGGAUAUUGCACAGGGUAUCAUCAAUGCCGUGAAUGAUCCUGAAACUGCUGGCAAAAUUUACGAGGCUGUUGGACCUCGUAGAUACGAACUUGUUGAGCUGGUCGACUGGUUCCACCGUGUCAUGCGAAAAGACUUUGGCUACAUGACCUACGACAUGAAGUGGGACUUAGUCUUUCAAGUGAAGGCACGCAUGACAGAGUUCCUUCCAUCGUGGCCAGUCAAUACCCUCACCAGGGAUAAAGUAGAGAGGGAAGGAGUAUCUGAUGUAACAACGGGUCUUCCCACUCUAGAGGACCUGGGAGUCACACUUACAAAGAUGGAGGAUCGUAUAGACUGGGAACUUAGACCAUUCAGAGCCGGCAGCUCCUAUGAUGAAGAACUUGGUGAAUUUGAACCCCCAAAACCUCCAAAAUACAUUGUAGCAAACUGAAGGAUUUUUUCACUUUUAAGACUUAACUCGUGGUAGUUGAUAAAUGACUUUUGUUACUCCUUAAUGUAAAUAGAAUGUGUUGCAUCAUAUGGCAUUUGUGACCUUUCUUUUUAUAUAAACCAUAGGUAGUGUUAAUGAAUACAAUCCAAGUUAAUGUCAAAACAAAAAUCUACAUUUAUUGAUAGUUAAAUUUGAAAAUAUUAACAUAGGUAAUUUAUGAUAUUGUAAAUAGUACUGUACAUGAAUUUUAUGCAAUUCAGCUGAUGUAGGUAUAUAUAAUAAAAACUUUUCAGUUCA